AUGAAGUUCUACACAAGUAUCUUCGCCGCGGCUGCUGCCCUUGCUAGCACUGCCGCUGCUAUUCCUCAAACCUUCAAAACCAGCACUCCUCAGCCAUGGGGUUUCUUCGUAAACAACACCAUCUACCAGACAACUAGCCAGGAGAGCAUCACCUACCCUCGCUACACUGAGUUGGCCGACGGAACCAUCCUCGCCACUGCGUCACUCAUCGGCCACACGCCUGGCUACUUUCCCGUCUUUGAGUCCAAGGAUGGUGGUGCUACAUGGAAGCACGUCUCCGACUUGCGCGACACAGUCAAUGGUUGGGGUAUGAAUGCUCAGCCCGCCCUGGCAGUCUUGUCGACGCCCAUGGGCGGUUACCCUGCUGGCACCAUUCUGGGUAGUGGUAACAGCUGGAGCAACAACGGAACCAGGAUCGAUCUUUAUGCCAGCAAAGACCAAGCCAGGACCUGGGAGUUUGUGAGCCACAUUGCCCAAGGUGGACCACCAAACACCACCAACGGAGCAACCCCCGUCUGGGAGCCAUACCUCCUGCAAUACCAGAACCAGCUCAUUGCCUACUACUCGGACCAGCGUGACCCUAAGCACGGCCAGAAGCUUGCUCACCAGACCUCUAAAGACCUCAAGACCUGGGGCCCCGUCGUCAACGACGUGGCUUACGACGAGUACAUUGCCCGCCCUGGUAUGACUGUCGUCGCCUUCAUCCCUCCCAUCAAGAAGUGGAUCCUCGUGCACGAGCUGCCCAUUGGCAACUCGUCAUCCUACGGCUCAAACUACCCCGUCUAUUACGUUCUCGCCGACUCACCUCUGGACUUCCGCAAGAGCGUCGGCCAGCCCAUUGUCAUCAACAAAUCGAGUGUUCCCAAUGCCAGCCCGUACGUCGUCUGGAGCCCCAUCGGCGGUCCCAACGGCACCAUUGUCGUGUCAGACGCAGACCGCAGACAGGUCUACACCAACACAUUCGGCGGUGAUGUGAACAAGUGGGAGGAGCAUGCCACGCCAGCUGGAGCCGUCUACUCGCGUGCUAUCCAGAUCUUCAAGAAGAGGCCGGACCACUUGAUGAUCUACGGCGGCGAGACAUUUGAUGGCUUGGGCAGCGGGGGUAAGAUUCCCUUCUCCGCGACCGUGGUCAACCUUCGCGACGUGCUCAAGGCGCCUCUGCAGGAUAACAAGGAGGCUACCAAGAAAAGGCGAGGCAGACCGCCGGGGAGCCGCAACUCGAUUGCUGGCUCCAAGUCAGUGCCAAAGCCAGCGGCGAAGCCAGCGACGAAGAAGGGCAUAGCAAAGAAGAGCAAGCCCCGCACAAAACAGCCACCACCAGAAGUCGAAGAUGAGCUAUCUAUAACCGAAGCUGCCCCAACGCAGUCGUCGAAACCUCGCAAGCGCAAAGUCGAUGACGCCGCCGCCGCCGCCACCGAACCCGAAGCCAAGUCGCACAAGCAAUACCUACGGCUGGAGGCAAAGUCCAAGAGAAUUACGCGAGAGCAGGUCGACCAGUGGCCAGAACGGGACGAGCGCAGGGUCAUGGCCGCAUACAACACGCUCAACCCGCUUGUGCGAAGACUAGCACGCCAGCUGGCGGAAUCGCGAAUGCCUCCCCAGGCCAAAGACAUACACUUCAACAUCGACAAGCUGACGGAGCGCAAUGCGCAAGUCUCACGAGAGGUUACGACGGCGCGGCAUUCGAAGCAGCUGCUAAGCGAACAGAUGAAGAUUGCGCAGCACCUGCUCGGCAAGGACGAGGAGUACUUGGAGCUGAUGAAGAGGAAUACGAAGACGUGGAGGACGGAAUGGAAGCACCAGCGGAAGCAUGGACGCCUGCACCCCCUGCUCCAGGCUGACGACGAUGCCCCUAUCGACGGCGACGGCCCUGAAGACAUCAACCUGAAACGAGCAGAGCCGGUUGAUGUUUCGCCGCUGGAUUCGCCCGACGACGAGGACCUCGAGCCUGUGCUCGAACAGCUGAGGCUUAGCCUGAAGAACAUGCAGGGUAAUCACGCGCAAGUCGAGGGUCUUGAUACGGCAGUGAGCGACGCGCAGGCAGCGCUGGACGACAUCCUAUUUCGGCAUGCCAGCGCCGCACAGUACACUAAGCUUGUAGACUAUUGAUAUGCAGGGUCAGCGCGGGAGCUUUGUUCUAGCCAUGGUGGUGCAAAUUGAGGCGCAUGGGGGGGGGGACACGAAUGGCGUUGAUGCAAUAUUGCAAGGCACAGGCUGUGUACAUAGAUACGUACAGGCUGGGCGCCAUCUACGCGAGAAAGGCCCGUAAGAGGCCGGCAUGGGGCAGGACGGAACUGCAAGACGGCAGACGGAGAGUGGGCGGCUUCUAUCCCCAUGCUCGAUCCCCCAGUUUUAGAAGUCUGGGUCCGAGUGAAUGGUCAUCGGAAUGCG
This is a messenger RNA of Exserohilum turcica Et28A, 2391 nucleotides long. RefSeq names its product glycoside hydrolase family 93 protein. The transcript has 5 exons. The record is from RefSeq and is a predicted model, not a curated record. Lineage: Eukaryota; Fungi; Ascomycota; Dothideomycetes; Pleosporales; Pleosporaceae. Bases 1 to 2109 code for a protein of 702 amino acids.